AUGCUUGAAAUAAGCGUUGGAGAUGUCUGGGAGCUGGCGUCAACGAUCUCUUCUCAGCUCGAAAAGUUGACAGCUGACAUUGGCAUCGAGCAGAUUCAAGGCUUCGUCGACCCGACCAUCCGCGCCCUUGAAUUACUCGAAAGCGUUGUAGAAGAAAGAUCACAGUUGAUAGAGCAAAAACUUACGGCGGAGAAAAUCGCGGAGAAUCUGAGAAACAUGAGCAACCAAGAGAAUAAUAAAGAAGCAAAGAAAAGCGACAGCUGUGAAAAAGUGGUUUACGAAGAACAAAUUUCAAGCAAAAACAAUGAACUCAACCAAUUUCAACAGACCCUCGCGCAAUACAAAAUCAAGGACCAGCAGCAGCAGUCUGAGAUCACUCGCCAGCGGCAAAUGCUCGCCACGUACGAAAAACGCGUCACAGAAUUAUCCGAUGAGCUCCGGCUAAAAGAAUGCGCGAUUCGGGAGCUAGAAGCCGACUGUGACACACUUGAAGGAGAAGCAAACAGACUGCUGGAAAUCAACAACGAAUUGAGGCUGACGCAAAAUCUAACAAUCGAUUCGAGCAUACCACCUUCUUUGGGCAAUGAUAGUAUUGCCGCGGAAAUAUCAAAUUGCGAAGAUUCCUUCCCUGAAAAUUUGCCAGACAGAACUGGACCAGAAGGCGAAGAAUUUCAGGAAGAUGAGCAAGAUCAGACCUGGAGCGCGAAAAAGUCCCUGGACGAAAAAGACAAACCGAGAUACACUCUUUAUGAAUUGGAAGAAGUUCUCAAUGAAAAGAACAAAUACAAAGAGCGUUGCUUUGUUUUGGAAGAGAAGCUAAGAGAUUUGACAAACGAUGAAAGUGUUUUAUGGGAAGGAUUGAGUAUCAAAGACUUGGAAAUGGUCGAGCCAACGACUGUAACUGCCCCGCCCACAGCUCCUCCUACUCCCUCAGAUCCAAAAUCAAUACGAAAAAUGAUGUCGAAAUGGUUCCGCGCUGGACCCACAGCAUAUCAAAACUAUCAUUCAAAAUCUUCCAUCCUCCCCUCUUCCGCCAGUAAAUCAGAAUUAAUCCGAUCCGAUCCUGUUGACGAUGACAUAAAAACGCUCAAGAUGAAAAAAUGA
This is a messenger RNA of Oikopleura dioica, 1104 nucleotides long. NCBI's taxonomy places the organism in Eukaryota, Metazoa, Chordata, Appendicularia, Copelata, Oikopleuridae. The record is from the annotation of a GenBank genome assembly.